Molecule: messenger RNA, 1461 nt
Organism: Huiozyma naganishii CBS 8797
Lineage: Eukaryota; Fungi; Ascomycota; Saccharomycetes; Saccharomycetales; Saccharomycetaceae
Gene: LAT1
Product: dihydrolipoyllysine-residue acetyltransferase
Exons: 1
Coding region: 1-1461 (486 amino acids)
Biological process (GO): pyruvate decarboxylation to acetyl-CoA
Cellular component (GO): pyruvate dehydrogenase complex
Molecular function (GO): dihydrolipoyllysine-residue acetyltransferase activity
Source: RefSeq, a predicted model, not a curated record
AUGUUACGGAGAAGUCUGCCCUGUGCGGCGAGGUGUGCGACGCUUUUCAGCGCGGCAAGGACGCAAUUGAGGUUCCAGUUGAGAUGCUACGCAUCGUAUCCGGCACACACGGUCAUCGGGAUGCCCGCGUUGUCGCCUACCAUGACCCAGGGGAACCUGGCCAACUGGGUGAAGAAGGAGGGUGAUGCUCUCGCGCCCGGCGAUGUUAUUGCCGAGAUCGAAACGGAUAAGGCGCAGAUGGACUUUGAGUUUCAGGAGGACGGGUUCUUGGCGAAGAUCCUGGUCCCGGAUGGAACCAAGGACAUCCCAGUGAACAAGCCAAUAGGUGUGUACGUCGAGGACGCUAAUGAUGUCCCCGCGUUCAAGGACUUCAAGCUUGAAGAUGCUACUACUACUUCUACUGCUGCUGCAUCCCCCUCUGCGGAACAGCCCGCGAAGGAGUCCGAGAACGCCAAGGAGCCCGAGAAGCGCCCCGUGCUCUCUUCUGGAGCUGCUGCAGCGACUGGUUCAGCACCCGCCGCUGGUUCCGAGGGAAGGAUUAUUGCCUCGCCGCUCGCUAAGACGAUUGCCCUUGAGAAGGGGGUCUCGUUGAGACAGGUCACGGGCACGGGCCCUCAUGGUAGAAUAGUGAAAGCUGACGUUGAACAGUUCUUGGCUAACAAGCCGGCAGGGGAGAAUGCACCCGCACCCACGCCCGCUCAAUCGAAGGCGGGUUUUGCCGCUGCUGCUUCACCAGCACCACCGGUGGCUGCGGGCGGGAAGUAUAAGGACAUCGAGGUGACGCAAAUGAGGGGGAUCAUCGCUGACAGACUGUUACAGUCUACGCAGUCGAUCCCCUCGUACAUUGUUUCGACGAACGUGUCCGUGUCCAAGUUGAGCAAGUUGCGGAAGUCGCUGAACGCGACGAGCAACGGCAACUACAAGCUCUCGAUAAACGACCUCCUUAUUAAGAUCAUCACCGUGGCCGCCAAACGUGUGCCCGAGGCGAACUCGUACUGGAUGGGCAAUGAGAAAGUGAUCAGGCAGUUUGAGAACGUCGACGUGUCCGUCGCAGUGGCCACCCCGUCCGGUUUGCUGACGCCAAUAGUCAAAAACGCGGACACUAAGGGUUUGACGGCGAUCUCGAGGGAGGUCAAGGAGUUGGCCGGACGCGCCAAGAUCAACAAGCUGAAACCCGAAGAGUUCCAAGGCGGUACCAUCUGUAUCUCGAACAUGGGGAUGAACCACGCGGUCAACAUGUUCACCUCGAUCAUCAACCCGCCCCAAUCCACCAUUCUCGCGGUGGGGACUUUGCAGAAGAUUGCAGUGGAGGAUGCCGCCGCGGAACAUGGUUUCACAUUCGACGAACAGAUCACCAUCACAGGUACUUUCGACCACAGAACGAUCGACGGAGCCAAAGCGGGAGAGUUCAUGAGAGAACUGAAGCGCGUGACAGAAAACCCGCUCGAACUCUUGCUCUGA